AUGGACGACGACAACCUCAAGUCGGUCUUGAAGCUGUGGUCGGAUCGAGAUCACACAAGUCCGUUGGAGGCUUUUCUCAAAGCUCCACCUCAAGCAGAGCUGGAGGCUGUCCUGGGCUUCAGUCUGAACCCUGAGCAUUACACGUCGCGGCCUGCCGACCGGUCGGACUCGAAGGGUGGGGAGGCUCAUGUGGUUGAGCAGGACACUUUGACGGAGUCACAAAUUGCGGCGGCGCUGUCGGAUGAGGGCAAGGAGCCCGAUCCUGCUGCGUUGCCUCCGCAGGAGGCGUGUGAGCCGGAGCCUGCGCCGCUUCUUGCGCUUCCUGUGGAGGCUGAGCAGUCCCCCAAGCCCAAGCCGAGCCCCUUCACAACGCCAGUGAAGCCCAAAGAGCCCGUCAUUGUGAUAUCCCCUGGCAGCCCCAUGGACUUCCAGUUGCAUGUAGAGAUUCCCAAAUUGGAGUCGUGUUUCGCGUACAUAUGCUCCAUGCAUGCAAGCGUGCGCGUGCUUUGUGUACUUAAGGCAACCACUCCUGUUCCUGUGGACAGUCCCCUUUCGGGGCUAUCGAGCCAGUUUGCCAGCAUGGAUCCCAACGUUCUUGAGAGCCUCCUUGCCCUUGUGAAGGAGAAGCUGCUCGUGUACUUCAGCCUUGUUCAAGCGCGCGUGUUUGUUUGUGAUGUGUCGCAUAACCUUCGGGCUUAUAAGAGCGAACUUAGGUCCCAGCCGGACCAGGACACGAAGAAGAAUGCGUUCGAACCACGACGCCAAACUUCGUACGACAACGACGACACGCAACAGUGGUGCCCAACGGAGGGCGAAUUGCUCGCUGCGUGGUCUGAGAUUGAAGCGAAAGAGGCGGAACUCCACAAGCGGGAGGCGUCAAUGGCCAGAACCGAAGAGCUUCGCAAGGAGCAUGCGAAAAGUGCAUUGCGGUUGAAGGAGCAGCUUCACGGAAAGGAGCGCCAAGCCGUCCCGCCCAUCAAGCUUCCCGAGGAUGCGAAGCCAGUUGCAGAACCCUAUCCUUCUCACUUGCGUGUGCACCUGUGGUCCAUACUCAUCUGUUGCUUGGUCUGCCAAACUAAGUCUGCCACUGUGGUUACGAGACAGCAGCAGCUACAGCUCACGGCCGACAAGAAAGGCUUGAAUGAUCUUGAGGACAACGAUGAAGCUGAUGCUGCGAUGCCAAGCUCGCACAGGGGGAGACCCUGCAAGAAGGCGGUUCAGGCUAAGGCCAAAGCCAAGGCCAAGGCCAAGGCCAAGGCCAAGGCCAAGGCCCUGGCCAAGGCCUCUGAGGAUGACGAUGAUGCUGGUGGGUCCCCGAACAACUGUGGCACUGAGUCCGUCACCCCGGCGCCCAAGCUUCUGCGGAGUGGCAAGAGCAAGAUGUUCAAGUCCAGAUCCAGGAGGCGCUUGAUUUGCAAAAAUGCCAAGGAGGCCGAUCACGCGGUUGAGAAGAGCAAGAAGCGCAAAAGGCCGAAUGCUGGCAAGGAAAGCAAAGCAGCCUCUUGGUCGGACGCCACCCAGCACUACGACCAGUGGGAUGGUGAGUGGAAUGGUGCCUGGGGCGAGGAUUGGGGCGAGGAUUGGGGCGAUGAGUGGGCUGCUUGGGAAGGGAUCGAGGAUUGGGAGCCGGAUGUGCCAACCACUGCGCCGAAGCGGAGGUACUCCAAGAAAGCCAAGCCCUCGCCCUCUGCUGAGCCUGCUGUCGAGGGCAGAAACGCAGAUGAAGAGGGCGGAGACGACGAGGAUGAAGAGGAUGAAGACGGUGAGGGGUACAUGAAGACCUUUGCCAGGCGCUACUAUCCGCAGAGGCCCGCCUUCCAGGCCAAGUGGCUGGCCAUCAGGGAUCAAAGAUUCGGUGCUUUGUCAAGGGCCACUCAAAGCUCGAGGACCUAUUGUUGCAGAACACGUGGAUGGGUAUGUAUGUAUAGCGACGUAGAGGGUGUAUUCUUGCAGGACCGCUUCUGGAUCUAUUGCGGAGAGAAGGCCCAGGAGCGUGUCCCGAAGGUCACUGUCCAAGAUUGGCCCGCUCUGGCUGUGUCUGCAGCUUUUGAGUUCCUGGGUGAUGGUGCCAUUUGUCCCGUGGAAAGCAAGUAG
Symbiodinium natans is the source of this 2094-nucleotide messenger RNA. NCBI's taxonomy places the organism in Eukaryota, Dinophyceae, Suessiales, Symbiodiniaceae. The record is from the annotation of a GenBank genome assembly.